AAUACUAAUAAUACGUAGUAUUUUUAGUACUACUAUUGUAUUUAUUGUAAUAAUAGUGAGUAAAAAUGGCUGAUUCUGGUGCGAGUUGGAAUCGUAGUUCUGGUGUAGGCUCUGUAGAUCCUAAUGAAAAGCUUUUUCUUUUCGGGUAUUCUUGUAAAAUAUUUCGGGAUGAUGAGAAAGCAACUUAUAUUGACCAAGGAAAGCAUUUGAUACCUUGGAUGGGUGAUAAGUCUGUUAUGAUCGACCGGUAUGAUGUGCGAGGCUAUCUUCAUGAUCUCAAACACUAUGAAUCCAAAUCUGAGGAAUAUGAAGAUUCAUUUGCUGAAGAAGAAAAAAUGUGUGAUGAAGAAAGAUAUAGAUCAUUAAGAUCAGAUAUGUCUGAAGAACAAUUGUACCAAGAGGAGGAGUUAAAGCGGUUACGUGCAGCUAUAGCUGGUGAUGGAGCUUAUCAUGAAAUAGCAUUCUCUUAUGACAGUGCUGAGGCUGAACAAAGUGCUGAACCAGAGGCUGUUAAAGUUGAGGAGCCAGAGGAUGUACUCUAUCAAGUUCCUGAGGGACUUUCAAUACCAAAAGGAAUGGAAGUGCCAUAUACUAUGAAAAUCCAUGCAAUCAUUGAAAAGACAGCUCUAUUUGUAAGUGAGCAAGGAGGUCAAAUGGAAAUAAUUAUAAAAAUGAAGCAGCAGGGGAAUCCUCAGUUUGCUUUUAUGCAUCUGGAUAAUCCUUUAUAUCCAUAUUACAAGCAUCUUGUGAACGUUAUAAAGUCUGGCACUUACAAACCUGCUCCAGCAAGGAAAGUCAGUCGCAGUGAAGAUGAAGAUGAUGAUGGUCAUUACUUACAUCCUAGUCUGAUGUCAGGACGACAAGAGCCUGUACCAAAAUUCACGGUUCCUACUAUCAAUUUCCGUCGUAGCUACGAUGAUAGUUAUUCAGUAUUAGUCAGAAAUUUACAACAGCAUAGAAAAGAAGAAGCAGCUUCCCCUGCACCAGAAUUGGAACAGAAUUCAAAUGAAGGUUCUGAAAAUACUUCUUCAACAAGUGAUGAAGAAAAUAACGAGCUUAAAAAUAGUGAACCUUCCUUUGUUCCACAGAUUAUUCCUCCUCCACCUGAUAUUCAGCCUAUCAUAGAUAAAAUGGCUGAAUAUGUUGGCAAAAAUGGAGAAGAUUUUGAGACCAUAGUUAAGAGUAAAAAGGAUAAACGAUUUGAUUUCUUACACUCCUGGCAUGAAUAUCAUAAUUAUUACAUCUACAAAAGAAACCUUAUUAAAACAACAGUGAAGUCUCAGAGUUCCCCAGUUUCUGAAAAUGCUACUAAUGAUGGUAAAAUCCAAAACAUUCCUUAUCAAUGCCAACCAAAACCUAUAGUACAAGAGAGUGGACCUGUCCUUUAUAAAAAUGGUCAGGCCAUCAACAAACAACCUAAACAAAGUACAAAGCCAAAUGAACCAACUAACGUUGCUAUAGUACCUGCAAAAGUCGAACAUGAUGCUUUUCAUUCUCAAGAUUCCCAAAAUACUGUCUUGGAACCCCAGUCAAAGUCUAUAGAAGGUCCAAAAGAUGACACAUCUAAUUCUAUGGAUUUCUCAGAUUCUCCAAAAAUUGACAAGAGCUCUGAGGAAGAACCUAAAACUAAACCUCCUAAAGCAUUAAAAGGUCCAAUAAGUUUUUCCUUAAAAUCCAAAGAAACUGAUACGCCUAAUGAAAAGGCAAAAUUGACUCCACUAUUAAUGGAUGAUUCUGAGGAUGAAAGCUCUGAAGAGAACAAAACAGAAAAAGAUACAUCAGUUAAAAGAAGAAAAUCAGUUGAUGAUUCUAAUCAAGUAAAUAUUACAAAGACUACUUCAACUGAUUUAGAGGUCAAAACUCCUAAACAGAAUAGUGAAAUUUUAGAAGCUAAGCAAGCUGAAGAGCGUAUUAAAGAUAAAUUAGUCAGUGCUGCUAGAGAACGACUUGCUCAACAAAGAAAGGAAAAACAGAUGCAACUCGAACAGCAAAAAAGAGAAGAGCAACUCAAAAAGGAGAAACAGCAGAUGCUAGAUCAACAAAGGAAAGAAAAACAGUUACAGGUGGAAAGAAGACGCAAAGCUGAAUUGUUUUUGAAAAUGCUGAAAAAGAAGAAUCCUGAUUCUACAGCUGUUGUAUCCCACAUUCUUGCAAGCGAUAAAGCUUCAUCAAGUAGCAAGCCUUCAGAUUUCUGGAGUUUACCUGAUACUUCUACUAUUGCUCCCCCUACAGAUGGCGGCAUUCUGUUUCAUGGAUCCAAAGUGUUAUUAACAUCUACUGGUGUAUCUACAUUAAAAUCAGAGUGCUCUUCUGAUACUGUGUCUGAACAUUCAGGUGAAGAAGAACCAAUUUCUGUAAUAGGGGAGAAAUUAAGUAGUGAAGAACCCGAAGCACCACCGGAAGAAACUGUUGUUCCUAAACCAGAAAAAAAGAAGAAGAAACGAAAACAUUCUUCUCGUUCUAGAAGUAGGGAGCAUUCCCGAUCUAAAAGAUCCAAAACACCUCGUCGUUCUAAGGAAAAAAAGCGAUCUCGAUCACAUUCUCGGAAGCAAGAAAAGAAAAAGGAGAAACAAUUGCCUGCAGCAUAUGCACUUUCAGCACGCUCCAGAAGUAGAUCAAGGUCACCAAGACGCUACAGACCAUCUUUCAAUCAUUGGAAUAGGAGAAGAUGAUAAAUUAUUUUUGUAUAAAUGAUCAUUGGUUUGUAGAAACUGAUUGUAAAAUAUUGCACUGUAAAUAAAGUUUUUAUUUUUUAUUGUUUCA
Messenger RNA from Argiope bruennichi, 2763 nucleotides. RefSeq names its product splicing factor, suppressor of white-apricot homolog (gene su(w[a])). The transcript is spliced from 13 exons. Gene Ontology annotation, biological process: RNA processing; mRNA 5'-splice site recognition. The record is from RefSeq and is a predicted model, not a curated record. Gene Ontology annotation, molecular function: RNA binding. NCBI's taxonomy places the organism in Eukaryota, Metazoa, Arthropoda, Arachnida, Araneae, Araneidae. The coding region runs from base 66 to 2672 and encodes 868 amino acids.